UCUUACAGCCUCUCAUAAACAACAAUGGCUAGUGUUAUGACAGAGAAAGUGAAGCUUCUUGUGGCAUUACUUACCCUGCAGCUCUGCUUUGCAGGAUAUCACAUUGUGUCUAGACUUGCACUAAAUAUUGGAGUCAGCCAAGUUGUUUACCCCGUUUAUCGAAAUUUGAUUGCUUUGCUUUUGUUAAGCCCAUUUGCUUAUGUGUUAGAGAAGAAUCAAAGACCACCCCUCACUUUAUCUUUACUGGUUCAGUUCUUCCUACUUGCAUUACUGGGGAUCACAGCAAACCAAGGGUUUUACUUGCUGGGAUUAUACUAUGCUUCUCCAACUUUUGCUUCUGCAUUGCAAAACUCAGUUCCUGCAAUCACUUUUGUCUUGGCUUUGGCUUUAAGGCUUGAGGAAGCCAACAUCACAAGGAGAGAUGGAUUGGCAAAAGUUCUUGGAACCAUUGCUAGUGUGGGGGGUGCCACAGUAAUUACUCUUUACAAAGGUCCUCCUCUUCUUCACCUGCAGAUGGACCUAACACAAGGAGACACUUUAGAAGUAGAUCAAUCAACAAAAACGCAAAAUUGGACUUGGGGCUGCAUAUACUUGCUUGGACAUUGUCUGUCAUGGGCUGGCUGGAUAGUUUUUCAGGCUCCUGUGGUGAAGAAGUAUCCAGCAAAACUAACCCUCACUUCGUUUACAUGCUUCUUUGGAUUGAUCCAGUUCUUGAUCAUAGCAGCCUUUGCAGAAGAUGACUUGGAGAAUUGGAAGAUACAGUCACUAGAGGAGCUUUUUAUUAUCCUAUAUGCAGGAAUUAUAGCAUCUGGUGUUGUCAUAUCUCUCCAAACAUGGUGUAUUCAAAAGGGUGGUCCUGUGUUUGUUGCUGUCUUCCAGCCUGUGCAAACUAUUCUAGUUGCUGUCAUGGCAGCCCUAAUUCUUGGUGAUCAGUUAUACUCAGGAGGGCUUAUUGGUGCAAUUCUCAUUGUGCUUGGUCUAUACUUAGUCCUAUGGGGCAAAACCAACGAAAAAAAAGUGAGAGAGUCAUCACCAUCACUAACAAACCCCUUGCUUAAGGCAGAGGAAGAGAAUAAAGAAAUUGAUGCAGCUUCCAAGGACAUACCAUGACUUGUCCAUCUGUUGACAAGAACAUUAUGUCUAGUCCAGGUUUGAAUAACUACUGAUAUAUGGUCCUAAUUAGUAGCAUUUCAAGUGUGCAACUUUGGAUAUAGCUGUUGAAGUAAUGGUGUUGAUGGCUAAGUUUGGUUAAGGAAUAAGCCUGCUGGUGCUUGUUUUUUUUCAUCUGAGAAGUCAUUUCAUUGACAUUUGAUUACAGGGUCAAAUAUAGUUUUCCGAUCAUGUGUCAUGUCAAUGAUACAAGCAAGACUCUUUGAGCUCUA
Molecule: messenger RNA, 1382 nt
Organism: Vigna umbellata (rice bean)
Lineage: Eukaryota; Viridiplantae; Streptophyta; Magnoliopsida; Fabales; Fabaceae
Product: WAT1-related protein At3g18200
Cellular component (GO): membrane
Molecular function (GO): transmembrane transporter activity
Source: RefSeq, a predicted model, not a curated record